GCAUAUAAAAGCGAUACGCGAUCCCAACGAAAUCAGAUCAAUCAAAUAUCUUGAGCACAAUAGACGGCUCAUAACAUCAUUGCUUCAAACUAUUGUUUUCGAAAAUCGAUUUCUCGAUUCGUUGUGUUAUCAAGUUGUUUUUUCUUGCUCACAAUUUUCGCUCUUGUUUUUGUAUCGUGUGUGAAAAUCGUUGUUUUUAUUUCAUUUUGAAAUUGUGUCAUUCGACAGAAUCAGAAAAAAAAAUUAGAAGAUAAAAAUGAUCAAUAUAGAUUCGUCGGCUAUUGUUUUGUUAAGUUCCAACACACUGCUGAUGGUGUUGACGUGCGCUGUGAUGGCUGUGCUAGUGUUUUUUGUUGAAUACACCGGCACUGGCAGUGCAUCGAAAACCAACGACAAGCAAUCGUUGAAGAAUUCUGAUGAUUUGCAACGACCACCCGGCCCAAAACCAUUCCCAAUCAUCGGCAAUUUGGCAUGCAUGGAUGGCUAUGAAGUGCCAUAUCAAGCUUUUGACGAUUUGGCCAAGAAAUAUGGACCCAUCAUCAGUUUACGAUUGGGAUCGGUGCCAACAGUUGUUGUCAAUGGCAUCGAUAACAUUAAAGAAGUUUUACUCACCAAAUCAUCACACUUUGAUAGCCGCCCUAAUUUCCGUCGCUAUCAUGCACUGUUCAGUGGAAAUAAACAAAAUUCAUUGGCUUUCUGUAAUUGGUCUGAUGUGCAGAAGAUGCGUCGCGAUAUGCUCACCCAGCACUCGUUCCCACGCAAUUUCUCAAUCCGUUUCCAAGACUUGAAUGAUAUCAUCAAAAAUCAAAUGCACAACUUGGUAGGCGAUAUCCAAUCGAAGCGCACCUCACCCGAUACCGCUGUUGAAAUCAAGCCAAUCAUCAUGGAUGCUUGUGCCAACAUCUUCACUCAAUACUAUUGCUCACGUAGUUUCGCCUCAAACGAUACCAAAUUCAAGAACAUGAUCAAAAAUUUCGACCAAAUUUUCUGGGAGGUGAACCAAGGCUAUGCUGCUGAUUUUUUGCCAUUCUUGUUGCCACUACACACCAAGAAUCUGAAGCGAAUGGAACGCUGUGCCCAUGAAAUCCGUGAAUUCAUCCUGGAAAAUAUCAUCGAUGAUCGUCGUGAAUCGUGGACCGAAUGUAACGAUAGCCAAAGCGAUUAUGUUGAAUCGCUGAUCGACCAUGUGCAACGUAAUCUGGAGCCAAAAAUGGAAUGGGGAACCGCCUUAUUCGCUUUGGAAGAUAUUUUGGGCGGUCAUUCGGCUACCGGUAACUUUUUGGUGAAAAUUUUCGGCUUUAUUGGACAAUUGCCCGAGGUACAGCAGAAAAUCCAACAAGAAAUCGAUGCUACAUUGACCAAAAAACGCACCGGCAAAUGUGAUGCCAUCGAAUUAUCCGACCGCAACCAAAUGCCAUACACUGAAGCCGUUAUCAUGGAAGCACUUCGUUUGAUCGCCUCACCAAUCGUCCCACAUGUGGCCAGCCAAGACAGUUCAAUUGGUGGAUAUUUGAUUGAAAAGGAUUCGCUCAUCUUUUUGAACAACUACAAUUUGAGCAUGUCUCCAGAAUUAUGGGAUCAACCAACCGUAUUCAAACCAGAACGGUUUAUUCAAAACGGUCACAUCGUAAAACCGGAUCACUUUUUGCCCUUCGGUGCCGGUCGUCGUAGCUGCAUGGGCUAUAAAAUGGUACAGUUUUUGAGUUUUUCAGUGAUCGCAAAUUGUAUGCAACAUUUCGAUAUGCGACCACCAGCCAAUGUAACACAUAAAGUAGCCAUUGGUUCGCUAGCUGUCCCAGAAAAAUCAUAUGAAAUGGUUUUCUCAGAACGCGCCUAAACGCACAAGAGAUCGAUGUAUUUCAAAUUAUCUUUCCCAAUUUUUUUUGCGCACCAUUGCUCUUGAGGGAACAGAGGUCCAUUCAAAAUUUGUUUUUUCUUUCAAAAAUACUCGUUGCACAUAACUUAUUUUUUUCAUUUCAAUGUUGUUUUUUUUUUUGAUAAUUUAUAUAUUUUUUGUUUCGUGUCAUUCAUUUCAUGAAUUAGCUGUAGACAUUAUUUUAUUUGAAUGUUAUUUAUACAAAUUUAUAUGUGUGCAAAACAUCGAUCUCUUGUAACAUCAUGUAUGUUUAAUUUUUGCUACGAACCGUUCAAAAAACUAUACGGAAUUGAGACAGACAGAAUGCAUAUUCACUUAAGAACCUUUGUACGAACGAUCAAUACGUUCUUUAGCUGAGUUAUAUAGGGCUUUUUUACGAUUAUGUUCUUUGCAUUUGUAAUCAAUUAAGAUAUCACGUCAAAACACAACAACACACACAAACACUGAAAAACUGUACAUAAAAACCAAAGAAACUAUUAUCGUAAUUUAUUUUGAUAAUAAAAAUCAAUUGAAAAAUGAAA
Messenger RNA from Sitodiplosis mosellana (orange wheat blossom midge), 2397 nucleotides. Its product is annotated as cytochrome P450 307a1-like. The record is from RefSeq and is a predicted model, not a curated record. Gene Ontology annotation, molecular function: heme binding; iron ion binding; monooxygenase activity. NCBI's taxonomy places the organism in Eukaryota, Metazoa, Arthropoda, Insecta, Diptera, Cecidomyiidae. The coding region runs from base 257 to 1837 and encodes 526 amino acids. The transcript has 2 exons.